Messenger RNA from Cuscuta campestris, 1083 nucleotides. Lineage: Eukaryota; Viridiplantae; Streptophyta; Magnoliopsida; Solanales; Convolvulaceae. The record is from the annotation of a GenBank genome assembly.
CGCUUUUGGUUAAAACGGAUAAAUCUUUCUUUGAACCCGAUGCACAUUUUUUGGUACUAGCGAGUUUUUGCUACUCAUCUUAUGAAAUAAUUUUACUGUGGUGGUAUUGAGUAUCUAAGCUAUGGAAACCGAUUGGGCUAGCUUUUCAGAUGGAACUACAGACAAUGAGAACUAUGAGGAGGACUUUGAUGAUGAUGAGAAUAUAUGUUCGUAUUCAUCGGGUGAUAUACCCAAAUUGCAGUUUAGGAAAGACAUAUCAAAAGCCAAGUGGGUUGAUAAACUGGGAAUGGCUGAGAUAGUUGAGAGGAAGGGUAGUCUCUGGACAACAACAGGAAUAAUUCGCAACGGGAAAAUCUAUUGUUUCAUUGAAGAAGCUUUAUAUCUAGUUGAAAUAGGGGCUUUGCAUGUUCUUGGGCAUAGUGAGACACCGAUGUCUCUUAAAGAUGUAUAUAACAAGGUUUCAGAAGAAAAAAAUGGAUGUUCUUGGGAUGCUUUUGAAGCUUACAGACAGUUGAAGUGCCUUGGGUACAUUGUACAACGUCAUGGUUUUCUUUGGACUCACAAGAGAACUACUAUGAGUCCUAGUGUCAUCCCAUCCGCAGAAAAAACCGGUUCAUCAGAAGACCCUAAUUUCAUCUGUGAGAGGUUAAACGGUGUCAACAUUAAUGAAGUGAAACCAGUGUUUGAUGUUUACCCUCCCAAUUCCAGAUUCAAAAAAUCUUCUCCGGGUGAACCAAGCUUUAUACUAUGUUUUACCGGAGGCUCUCCGCCAUCCAAACGACAUGUCGAAGAUCUAGAGAGGCGCUGCAAUGGCAUCCCUAUAAAAGUAUGCAGCGCAGAACACGGCCGUGUUAAUUUCAUCUCAUGCAAGAAAGCGGAGCUUCCGGCUCUUCCCUGAGGGCAAAUGCAGUGAGUACGCAUUCUUCUUCUCUGUCGCGCCACGUAAUUUAUUCGGACUCCCAAUCUUUUGGAGGUUCACUGCGAAUCCAUUACCGAUGGAUCAAAAGUUGUUUCAUCAUUUGCUGAAAUAUUAGAUGGGGUAGGAUUAGCUUCUGAUGAAACUGCACAGGGAACAACUGUUGG